AUGGGGUUUAGUAAGUCUAUACGAUUGGACAAUUCAAAAUCCAAGUUGCUGUCUCCAUCGCCGCGCAAGCUGCAGGACGACGCCAUGUCGUCGGACGAAGAGUUUGAGAAGUUCCUUCAAGGAGACUCGGAAGACGAGCAAACGGCGUUUGCCAAGACCAAGAAGAAGGUCGCCAAGAAGAAGAAACACCCCCCAUCGUCAUCCAAGUCGAAAGCAAACGAUGCAAAGCCUGCCGCAGCAACCACGACACUUGACGACAGUGCCGAUCCAUACAACUUUGACAUGGCUCCACCUGCCUUUUCCCGCAGCAGCGACGAAGAAGAACUCGAGCGACAGAAGGCAAAGAAGAAGAAACAGUCCGAGAAAGCGCCGCUUGUGAAGAAGGUGUCGCUGGAAGACCGCAUGGCGGACAUCUUGAAGCGCCAUGGGAGCUCCAUGGCCGAGUCCUUUGCCAAACCCGUCGAAGUUGUCACCCCAUCAGACGUCCCAUCCCUUAAGGCGGACAAUGAAGACGAGAGCAAGAAUGACGCGGCCUCUGAACAUGCCCAGAGUAGCUCAUCAUCGGAUUCACUUGGCAUGGAGUCUGCCGACUUUGAAGUCGGUGGAUAUGCCAAGAAGUCAUCUGUUCCAGUCAAGAGCGCUCCACCACCAUCAGCAAUACUUACCAAGGAUCAGGACGACACGACGUUUCGCGUCAACCAACCAUCCGUACCGCCAUCGUCACAAACAGAUCGGUUUCGAUAUGCAGCCGCAUCGACUGAAGAGCAUUCUGAUUUGGAUGAUCAUAACGAAGAGGUCGAUUACCAUCACUCGGUCGGCACUCCCGCCUCAGCUUCCCCGCCAGAACUGUUUUCACGACCGGUCGAGGCCGAAUACGCCACGGACGAGUUUGAACCAUCGACUGCUCCAACAACCCAAGACAACACCCUAGCCAACACGGACUUGGACAAGUACGACGACGACGAGUUUGAAGACUCGGAGCCGCCGUCGCCUCCGCCAUCGCCACGGCAUCCCGACCGCUUGUCGCCUGGCCCGCCGCCACCACCACCACCUCCUCCACUAACUCCCACGUCGAUCCCCGUCGUUGCCAUGCCCGCAUUCAGCUUGGCAGCACUGCCAGAUGAUCUCGAACCCCCUCCGACUCUGUCGUUCAAGUACGAUCUCCGCUCCAAAGUGGAAACGAUUGGGUCUGUGGAUGGUGUCGAGGACGUCAGUUCCCCGCCUUUGGAUCGAGACCAACCCGCCAUGGAACCAGCAUCCACCGACCCAAAUCCCCCAACCCUUUGCACGACACAAGGGAAAUUGGAGCCUGCUCCAUCCAUCGUUCCCCCCCCUCCCCCUCCUCCAUGUUCCACCGCCGCGCCGUUUUCCAUGAUGAUGGCGGCAGUGCCAGGCUCUGUUGUUAUGGCCACUGCUUCUAAUGUAGUACCCCAACCUGAGACCCCUUGUAUAGCUCAGAAUGAACUCGAGCGGCCAUCACCACCGGACCACCACCAACCAACACAGUCAAACACAGCCAAUGAAAUCGCAGCCAAAUUUCACUCGUUGCAAACGACGCUGAAUCAAUCCAAUGCGUCGGUCCACACCACGGACACCCACGCGUCGAUUGAUAAGUACCACUUGCGCACGCCAUAUUCGACCAAAGAAAACCAGAUCAAACUGCAGCUCCAGGCCGCCCAGAGGGAGAUUUUAGCUCUGCGACACCAAUUGGCCACGUCUGACCAGGACGUCCACACGCUGUCGCAGGCGCGAUCCCACGUUGUCACAAGUACCAGUGGAGGCGUGCACAUGACUAGCCAAGCCUGGGACGCUCUACGCAAAGACAUGGAUUCGCAAGAAGCGUUGAUUCAGGGGUAUCAAGUCGAGAACGAGCGGCUCAUGCACCAACUCCGCGACGUCCGGCGGGAUCUGCAGUAUGACGUGCACGUGACCAACCAAGAGCUCCAGGCCACGAUCAAAGAUCUGCGCCACCAACUAGACACCCAACCGCCCCCCCCAUCUGGAGCCCAUCCCUUGACCGCUCAACUACGGGCGGAAGGCCGUGUAUUGGAGCUACAAGAUGAGCUGCAUCAUGUUCGGAAAGAUCACAGUCGCAGAGAACGAGAGCUCAAGAUGGAGCUAGAACAAGUGAAAAAAGCCAAAGUGGACGUCGAGUGCCGCGUGGGAGGCGUCCAUAUGGCCACCCUCCAGCAACAAAACGAAGCAUUUGAAGCAUUCAAACGACAGAGCGACAUCAACCUUCACGACGCCCACGCUCAAAUCACAUCGCUGCAGUCGAAACUCGAAUGGUAUGUGCAAAACCAGCGUUUCAUCGACGAUCAAGACGAACUGGUCAAGCAACUGCAGCACUCGAACGAGCAACUAAAGGAGCAACUCCACCACUUGACGAGUACUAACAAGGCCAAGUCGCAUCGCCCGUCUAGUAGUACUACCGACAAGCGGCGCAUUCAGACUUUGGAGGCUCAACUGAAGGACAUGCACGUGGCGAUGCAAAAGCGCCAUCCAGACAGUUUGGUGAAUUUGAUUCUGGCGUCGAAACCUGACGACGUGGUGGCGCAACUGGAGCGCCAGAUCCAGCAACUGCACGACCAACGCCUGGAAAUAGAAGCGCAGCACGAGGUGAAACUCACGCGGUUUCGCCAGCAGCACGAGCGCGUGGUGCAGCAACUUCGACAGCAACUUGAGAGUAAGCCAAACAUGGACGACGAAUCCACCGAAUCAGUCGCCACUGUGCGGCGGUUCUACCUGGCCAAAAUCAAGGAAUUGGAACGAAGGCUGGAACAAGCCAAAGGACAACCACCACGACAAUUGGACAAAGCAAGUGAGCCACUGACCAAUACAGUGGUCCCGUCUGCGACACUGGAGCAACUACGAGAGCAACACAUGGAGCGGGAGCUGGCGCUGCAGCGUCAACUAGACGACAGCGAAAACGCUCGACGGCAAUUGAUUCAUGCGUUUAAUUUGGGCAACACCACACAUCCCCAAGGCAGCAACACCACACAUCCCCAAGACAUUUCAGCACAAGUACGGGAAAAGGAAGCCAAGGACGAUCAAGCUCACGUGGCCAAAGCAGCCAUGGAUGCAUUGAAAGAUGCCCACAACGCCCAGAUGCAGCAAGCAAAGGACAUCUGGCACGAAGAACUUUUGCACUUGUCCGACAAACUAUCAGCUUCGCAAGCGGAUUGCCGCAAGUACGCCGACGUGGCCGCGCAGGUGCCGAUAUUGGAGGCCGCCGUGCAGUCAUUGGAAUCGCGGCUGUCGGUCCCCAACACUCCGUCCAUGCUGCAGUACCACGCGCUCGAGAUGCAAAUUCACACGCUCACUCAAAAGCACGCGAUUCGCGAGACCGAGCUGCACGUGUUGCUCCAGAACGCCACGCAGAGCAGCAAAAUGGAGGUGAUGCAGCUGCAGCAACGCCACGAACAAGCCAUGGCCGUCAAACGCGCAGAAAUCGCUUCAUUUCAAGCCCAGCUCGACGAGAUGUUGGCCGAAUUGAAGCGGCUGCACCACCAGCACCCCUAACUUUGUGAAACGAUGCUACUACGUAGUAGUAGUACUAGGGUACAAUAUGUGUACUAGUAGUACCCACGACCAAAAACUGUCCACGAUCAACUACUUAGCGACUCAUAAUGACCUGUUCAGUGGAUCUAGUACUACUACUACUACUAUUACUUUUGAUCGAGUUGCACUCCCUUCCG
Aphanomyces astaci is the source of this 3698-nucleotide messenger RNA. RefSeq lists its product as hypothetical. Gene Ontology annotation, cellular component: axonemal microtubule; centrosome; centriole. The record is from RefSeq and is a predicted model, not a curated record. Gene Ontology annotation, biological process: cilium assembly. The transcript has 21 exons. Lineage: Eukaryota; Oomycota; Saprolegniomycetes; Saprolegniales; Verrucalvaceae. Bases 1 to 3522 code for a protein of 1173 amino acids.